UCUCUCUUAUCUCUCUUCAUCUCUCUUUCUCACUCCUCCUGGAGAUAAAUAUGGGAGAAGUCAACGAUAUAACAGUUUUACAUCGUUGGAAGAUUCAGAAUAAGCAAAGGAAUUGAUCUGUCGAGAAAAACCUCUCUGAAUUUAAGAGUUAUGGACAUCCACAGGCAUCAGAAGAUCAAAGAGAAGUACCUUGAAGAACAAAGUCCAGCUUCCUCAUCUCCUUCUUCCGCAUCUUCAUCGCCUUCUCAUGAAUUUUCCUUCUCAGUUUCACUCCAAACAGACAAAACCAAAACCCCAUCUUCUUUCACCAUUGAUUUGUCUCCAGCAGAUGACAUCUUCUUCCAUGGCCAUUUGCUUCCUCUCCACUUCCUCUCUCAUUCGAGAGCCCCUCCCCACUGCUCAACAAACUCCGUUGAAAGCUCUGCUCUUCCCAUUGGAGACCUGCCAAGUGACAAGGAGCCUAACAAAGAGAUGAACAACUUCACCAAUUGUAAGAGCGAUGAACAUUAUCAAAACAGCAACAGAGAUACAAGAGAAAAACACAAGGCAAGAUCUUUCUCUUUGCUUGGUUUAAGGUGGAGAAAGGGGUAUGAAGUUGAAGAGGAAGAAUCUAAAGAGAAGCAUCUCAAACAGAAGUUCGGAUUCAAUUUCAGCCAUUUAUUGAAGAGAUAUACGAAAAUGGUGAGGCCAUUUUUACACCUUAGAGGGAGAAGAGAUGAUAUGCAACAACUCCACGGACAGUCUUAUUCAUUUUCAGGUAAUUUUAGUUUUAGAAACAAGCCAGAACAGGGAGGAAGAAGAGGUGAGCUCUCAGCUCCAGUUUCCAAGAAAACAUCUCCAAUAAAUACAACACUUCCUCCUUCCAAUAAUGAUAGCACAAUGGAGGAGUUGCAGACAGCAAUUCAAGCAGCAAUUUCUCAGAGAGUUAAAUGUUAAGGGCAUACACAAAGGAUAGAUAUUGUUCAUAUUCUGUUUCUGUUUUUUAGAAGUUAUUCAUCAUACUUACUUUUCUGCAUUAAUGUGGUAUGUACGAGUAUAUAGACAAAGAGAUAUCA
Cucurbita moschata (crookneck pumpkin) is the source of this 1055-nucleotide messenger RNA. Its product is annotated as BRI1 kinase inhibitor 1-like. The record is from RefSeq and is a predicted model, not a curated record. The transcript has 2 exons. Lineage: Eukaryota; Viridiplantae; Streptophyta; Magnoliopsida; Cucurbitales; Cucurbitaceae. Gene Ontology annotation, cellular component: plasma membrane. Gene Ontology annotation, molecular function: kinase inhibitor activity. The coding region runs from base 151 to 936 and encodes 261 amino acids.